Plasmodium vivax (malaria parasite P. vivax) is the source of this 3264-nucleotide messenger RNA. RefSeq lists its product as hypothetical. The transcript has a single exon. Lineage: Eukaryota; Apicomplexa; Aconoidasida; Haemosporida; Plasmodiidae. Bases 1 to 3264 code for a protein of 1087 amino acids. The record is from RefSeq and is a predicted model, not a curated record.
AUGGGUCGAAGUAGCACCCGCAGCAGUAGCUCUCGUAGCAGCCGUGGCUACCCGGUGGAACCAGGGACCGCCCAAAAGAAGUACCUCCAAAGUACACACCCCAAACACGCAGAUGAGAAGCUAAAUGAGAAGCUGCGGACUGAAGGCACGUUCGACGAAAAACACUUUGUGGACGAGAAAAAACGAGUCAACAACCCCAGGAGCAAUAAAAUGGCACUACGCCGAGGAAGCAGGGAUGGCAGAAAAACGGAAAGCAAACAAAGCUUAUACUUUUCCAAACCUACGAAAGAAUCUGAUGACAGUUCGCCCAAGAAAAAGUGGUCAGAGAAAGAAAUAGAGGAACUGAUUUUUAAAUAUAAAAAGAAUGACAGUUAUGAAUCUGCUCGGAAAAAAAAACAUUUUGACAAAAGGCACACCUACCAGGAUACGAGGACCAACUACGACUCGCUAAGUUACCGUGGCAAUGUACUCUUUCGCUCGGAAAAUGACCCUAGGGGGGUGUAUUUCGACAGGGGGGUAUCCGCUGCGACUAUGGCGGGCACUACCGCAGCCACUACCGCAGCCACUACCGCAGCUACGACAGCGGCUACGACAGCGGGAGAUGGGGGCAGGGUGGAUGACUACGCUGGUCUGCCCCUUUCAAGCAGAAGAAGACACCACUUGAGGGAUUCCCCCGCCAGGGGAUAUCACCACCGAGUGAGUGAGCACACGGAUUACUACAAAAGAGACAGCAUUAUCAGUGACUUAUCCUGCGCCAGUGGAUUUUUGCCGUCCACGUGCAGGGGGGACUACGAUAGGGAGGAGAGUGCCACACGCGGGGGGAGAGGCACUACCUGGCGAGACUCCCAUAGGUGCACCUCUCUCAAUAGCGACUUCCACCGCGGGGACCCCUCCGUAGACUACUCCAAAUACUCCAAAUGUUACAAAAAGCGGUUAAGUGGAAAUGGGAUCGGAGAUAGUCACAAAAAGGGAAUAAAUCAUAUGAACGAGUCAGGCAAAUCAUCCCCUUUAGGAAAUAAAAACGGAGAGGAAAUUGACCUCACAGGGGAAUAUUCCGACGAGGAAUCCAAGGAGAAAAAAACGUGCCAUAAUUUCUCACAAGAUAAAAAAAAUUUAUAUGAGACUUUUUUCAAUUUAACGAACAAGUAUGAAAAAAUAAAAAACAAGAAAGGGGGCAGCGAUCAGGAGGGGUUCAAAUUAGACGAAGCAGAUCUCAGGUCGAGAAUAAAAUCCUGCAAUGGGGACCAGGAAAGGCAAAAUAGGCUAAUUAGAGAAGACCCCCUACGAAGUGAUAACAUUUUUUCGAGCCAUUUUUACAAAAGUAGAGACUCCAUUUUUGACAAAAACGGGGCAUUAUUCGAUAAAGACAGAAAAAAAAAAAACUAUGCAGAUGUGGCCUAUCUGGAAAAUUACGUAAAAGCGUUUGAUGUGAAGAGAAGCAGAUUUUCUCGGAAGGAUUCUAACCAUAGGGGGGGAAGACUGUUCAAGGGUGUCCCCUACUCUGAUGAUAUUCUCAGGCACAGCUCAGACGAUUCCUGUAGUUAUGAAGUUUGCUCCGUAAGGAAAGGACCCAAAGGAGGUAUACAAGGUAGCAGCUCGGGUGAGCGUGAAGGGGGAAAAAUAACCAGGUCGUUGAGGGGCAGUCCUGUCAAGCCGUUUAGCUCUCCGCACACUUUAGAAGAAGAACCCUUUAGAGGAAGCAUUCCCAAGAGGGGGAAAAACAGCCCUGCAAAUGCACAUUUAGGUGAAAAGACAAAGCCUUUUAAUGCAGACGAUACGGAAGUAUUCUCUAACCAUUUCAAAAACGCACAGCUACGUGAGAGCCCUUUAUCACAUACAUCCAAUGAUUGCUCCACUUUAUAUGAUUAUGUAAGUUACGCCAAAAGGAGAACUAAAGGCUACUGUGAAAGUGACGCCCAUUUGAACAGCUCACCAAGAGGCUAUCACCCCUCUGGUGUUAACGACGUCUGUGCAAAAAGCAGAGAUAGGUUAUCAUCCCUUCUGAGUAAAAUUCAAACAAAAAAAAAUUACAAAAAUGAUGACCAGAAUUUCUCCCAUUUUAAGUCUACCACGUUGAGGGGUUCCUACCUGGACGGGGAUGACGAGACGUUCCCGCUUCAUUCCUACGCCACGAAAAAUACGCACCUUGAGAAAUCCUAUAAGGGGGGUAAUCUGCCCUCCCCUCGGGGGAGACUACCUAGUAGGAGAAGCAGGAGAGGGGAAGAUGACUCUCCUGUCUCUAAGUUAAACAUUCACGAUGAGGUGGAUGUCAAAAAUGUUAGCGAUUCUGUGGGAUACUCUCCCGUUGGUAGUAGAGGAGGCCAUAAUGGUCUCAUCAGUGGGGACGCUAACGAUGGGUCGUACGGAGGGAAAUAUCACCCAGGGGAACUCCCCACAGAUGCACGGAAGCAAAGUGUGCGUAACUCCUGGCGGGAAAAAAAACAGAUAAAGAAUCUGCUGAGCUACGUUUGUGACGAAGGGGGCGGAGAAAGGGACGAGUUUUUAAAAAGCAUAGGAAAGAAAUACCUCUUCACAGAAGGGGAGGAAUUACUAAAUAGUAUUUUGAAAUUGAAAAAAAUGAAAUCAUCCCGACAAGUUGGGGUGGAUGCAGAUGAAGGGGGCUACGAUAGAGAAGAUCCCAAGGAGCGCUACGAAAAGGAACGGACUGCAAAUCACCACAGUUGGAAGUGCAACCCCGCUGGGAGGGGUAGUAGAGCCAACCUGGGCGAGACGGCUUCGUUUAAGUAUUUGAAGAACCGCUCCUACACGAGGCCCAUGCAUGUUGGCGACUUUGAUGUGGGUGGUGUCCCGGCUGCUGAUUGCGCGGAUGGCGUGGAUGGCGUGGAUGGCGUGGAUAGCGGCCACUGUGCAGGUUUAUAUGACCACGGGUAUAGCGGCGAGUACGGCGAAGAACGCAGCGGAGAACGCAGCGCAGAACACAGCAGACAGCACAGCAGACAGCACAGCGGAGAGCGCGCCGACAAGGAGCAGCGGAACCCAAGCCGUCAGGGCUCUCCCUACUACCGCGACGUUUUAUUCCUCCUCUUUCUGUACCUUUUAAAAAUUGUAUGCUGCUUAAUCAGGUACCUUGUGCAGCUUGCACUGCUGCUCGUGGUUUACGCUUAUCACGCGCUGCGCACCAAAUCUCUUGCAACGAUAUUCAUUUCAGUCGUGGUUGCCGUUCCCCUUUUUUUGUUGCUGCUGUCGGUGCUUAUACUGUCCUACAGAAGCGUGAACACGGAGUUUUUCGACCGGGACAUCUGA